Molecule: messenger RNA, 1008 nt
Organism: Penicillium coprophilum
Lineage: Eukaryota; Fungi; Ascomycota; Eurotiomycetes; Eurotiales; Aspergillaceae
Product: 2-hydroxyacid dehydrogenase
Exons: 1
Coding region: 1-1008 (335 amino acids)
Molecular function (GO): oxidoreductase activity, acting on the CH-OH group of donors, NAD or NADP as acceptor; NAD binding
Source: RefSeq, a predicted model, not a curated record
AUGAAAAUCGCCGUAUUUAGUACACAGCCUUACGACCAAGCGUCGCUUGAUCAGGCGAACAAGCACUUCAAUCAUGAGAUUGUUUAUCACGACACAGCUCUCAGUGAGAAAACCGCGUCUCUCGCUUCUGGUAUCCCCGUGGUUUGCGUGUUUGUCAACGACCAAGUGAAUGCCAAUGUCAUCCGCACCCUUGCGGCCAACGGUACACAGUUGAUUGCCCUGCGAUGCGCUGGAUUCAACAAUGUGGACCUGAAGGCUGCCGAAGCUGCAGGCAUCACCGUAUGUCGCGUCCCUGCUUACUCGCCCAACGCCAUCUCGGAAUACACACUGGGUCUGGUCAUUUGUUUGGAACGCAAGAUCCACAAAGCCUGGCUGCGGGUUCGAGAGGACAACUUUGCACUCAAGGGUCUUGUUGGCAAUGAUUUAUACGGCCGCACCAUCGGUGUCGUUGGCACGGGCAAUAUCGGUGCUUUAGUGGCUCGAGCGUUUCGAGCAGGCCUUGGGUGUGAAGUCCUCGCACAAGAUGUUGUGGAAAAUCCCGAUCUUGUUAGCAUCGGCGUGAAGUAUGUGAGCAGGGAUGAACUGCUCCGAAGAGCUGAUGUCGUCUGUCUACACUGUCCUCUGACGCCAGACACCCAGCAUCUCAUCAAUGCAGAUAGCCUGAAGACCACCAGGCCAGGAGUGGUUAUUGUGAACAGCGGACGUGGUUCGUUGGUUGAUAGCGCAGCUCUUCUAGACGCAUUGGAAUCUGGACACGUUGGUGGAGCAGCCUUGGACGUCUAUGAGAAAGAGAAGCCCCUCUUCUUCCGCGACCUAUCCGAAACGGUCAUCUCAGACGAUGUCUUCCAGCGCUUGAAUACGCUCCCUAACGUCAUCUUGACCGGGCACCAAGCUUGGUUAUCUCAUGAAGCGCUGGACUCGAUCGCGGACAUCACGAUGACAAACGUCGCACAGUUCGAAAAGAAUGGCGGCCAGGUGGAGAAAAGCCAUAUAGUGAGAGCAUCGUGA